Messenger RNA from Myzus persicae (green peach aphid), 6226 nucleotides. Its product is annotated as protein kinase shaggy-like. The transcript is spliced from 2 exons. Gene Ontology annotation, biological process: protein phosphorylation; signal transduction. The record is from RefSeq and is a predicted model, not a curated record. NCBI's taxonomy places the organism in Eukaryota, Metazoa, Arthropoda, Insecta, Hemiptera, Aphididae. Gene Ontology annotation, cellular component: cytoplasm. The coding region runs from base 4191 to 5222 and encodes 343 amino acids. Gene Ontology annotation, molecular function: ATP binding; protein serine/threonine kinase activity.
UUUAGUUCAGGGACAUUUGCUGUUCUUGUGGGCUAUAAACAAUAAUAUGUGAGCGUUUUAAACACGUUGUUAUUGUAAACAUUAUUGUCUUAAGACGAUUAAAAUCAAAUUAAAAAAAUAAAAUAUUUUAAUUAAUUCAUACAGUCUGAUAGCCAUCAUAUGUAUAAUAGGCAUAUAACUUACUAACUGUGCUUUUAUAUAGAUAAGUCGUCUUACACUAGUACCUGUCAUCAGGACCUUUGAUAGGACGAUAUCCUGUCGUUAGCAAAAAUAAAAAAAUUUUAAUCCUAGAGAAUUUCUUUGUAAUUUAACAAUUUGUUAGAUCCCGCUGUGAACAUAAUCUCUAUAAAUUAUUAUACAACAAUAGUUUUAAAUAAUAAUUGAAAAAACUUAAAACGUCAGUUAAUAGUUUUAAGUAUUGAAAUACGAAAACCAUUUCUGAUGAAACAUCCGAGGGGGUCGGUGAAAUUUAUUAGGGGGUUGGUGAGUGGAGCGUUCAGAGGGUAAAGCCCCCAUUUCAUAUAGGUACCUAUCUGAAUAUUUAUUAAAACGGAAUUUUGCUUUUUAUUAGGCCAGCUGGAUAAUAUGAAACAUGGUUUCUCGUACCAGUCGAACUGAGACUUUUAUCGGUCCCUCGAGAUUGCACCAUUUUCACUAUAGACGAAAUAAUAUUACGAAGAUGAACUGAAACUACUCGUAUAAUAGACGCAAUAGUUUUCAUUGAUAUUACUUGUGUCUUGUCCGAUACCAUGGUUGUAAUAAAGUUUGCGUUUCAGUGCGUUCCAAUUAUUCGGUAUAAUGUCUACUGGCCUUUUAAGAAACCUCUAGGGGCUCUUAAAGACGCUUUGUAACACCGGUAGACGAAAGGUGGCCUUUAUAAUAAUUAUUUACCGAAAGUUACGGGUAUUGCUUUAUUGUUGUAUUUAGCAUUUAGACAACUUACUACACAUGACGUUAAAGAUAGAAUACGUGUGUUUUUAAUUCAGCCACACUUACGCAAAACUCAACGGAUCAUCGUCGAAUUCAAGCUUGCAGCCUUUGAAAGAAAAAUACGUUACGAAAACUUUGGGGAUAAUGCAAGUCCGUAAAACCUGCCUAAAAUAGUACUCGUAUGGUUUUUCGUAAUUUAUAGUAUUUGAUUUCCUCCAUGUAGAACAACGGCGGUUGGGUUUUUCUCGCGUCUAAAAUCUAAAUAAUAAUAUUAUGCUUUGCGCAUUCUCGUAGCUCAAUGGACGACGCGGUAUAUUAUUUUUAAUACAUACAUACCUACAUCUCGCAUAAUACUAAUUACUUAAAUAUAUCGAUAAACAUCGAUAAUACGUAUAUAUCUACUACGCGUACUUUGUAAAAAAUAAUAUAAUAAUAUAUUACAAUGUAUUAAUGUGGUCUGCCGGUUUACCAAUAAUAACCUAUUCGUCGUCGGCGGGAAAGGAAUGAAAAGGAGUAAAAAAAAACCCGAAGACCCGGAUUGUCCAAACACGUAGGUAGGUAGGUAGACUUGUGCACGGGUCGCCGCCGCCGGUAAUAAUAUAUACUGGUAACACGGUAAAUACCAGCCUACACCGUCGUACUACACUCGUACUCUGUAAAUACAGACGACUACACACGUAAAUUGGCACCACGUCACAUAAUAUUAUACGUUACGCACCUACAUGAUAGAGGAAAUGCCGUUUGAAUAAAUUAAUAUAUCGUCGUCUUCGCGGCAAACUUAAGAAAUCGUACAUUAAUUAUCAGCGCGUGCGUUUAACGUGGUAUAAAAUGUUAUUUUCCCCCGCCGCGGUAAUACAAUAUUAUUAUUUAUUACUGUGUUAUGCUCGUAUGGACAUAAUAUUUGGCCGAAAAUAUUAAUAAUAAUGAUGUACAACUUCGAAGGUUAUUGCGCUCAAUUAACUGGAUACCUACGUGAUUCGCGAUCGGUCGACCAACGAUGAUCCGCGAACAUCUAUGUAUUUAGGGUAUACUCGUCAAGAUAAUAAUAAUAAUAAUAAUAUGGAAUAUAAUUUAAUAUUAAAAAAAAAAAACAAUAACGGUAUUGACGGAUAUAAUGGUAAUAACAUAUUAUUGCACCACAAAAACAAUUCCAUUGAGCGCCUAUAUUAUAAUAAUGUUAUAUAAUAACAGCACAGCACAAGGUGAUCCAUUGAAGUGUCUACAUUCAUUAUUUAAAAUAUUUUUGGAAAUAUUCUUUAAGUUUAAAUAAUAAGUGGAAUAGAGUGGCACAAGGGUAUGUAUAAUAUCCCCCAAAAUGUUGGUCGAUUACUCCGCCCAUCUUACUUCAGCAGUCUUCAAGUACUUAUAACCAAUUAUUAUUAACUACUCGUUCAAAAUUCCAUUUGUAUAUAUCUCAAAGUACUCCGAAAAUAUUCUGAUUCAACUCGUCGUGAAAUGUGUCGUCAUUGAAAAGAGUAAAAACUUAAUAAAUUAUAACGAUAGACAAUUAUUGUUGUAAAAAUUAUAAUUUUUUUUUUUUAAAUGUUGUUUUAUAUGGACAUGGAAUCACUCAGAAAUAAUAUUUUGCAAAAAGUUAAGACUUUUUGAAGUAAGGCACUUAAUUGGGUAAUAUGGAUCACCUUGUAUAGUCCUAAAUAUAAUAUCUAUAAGAAUCUCGUUAUGUAUAAUAAAAAUUCUGCGUCCUCGACCACCGCUGAAAAAAUUUUGCUCAUUACUUUUCAUCAUAUUUAUAAUGAUAAAUGGAUAGGCUACAAUCCUGACAAAUCGGUUGGGCAAAACAAAAAAUUAAAUCAAACAAAAUAAAACCCACUAUCCUCCACUUCAGGCCCAACAACCUUUCGGAUGGAAUAAAGGAAACGAUUACCAACAUAUUAUAUAAUAGGGUAGGUCAACGAGUACGAGACCGAUCCAAACACGUACACUGGUACUGAGUACUUACAGAAUUUGACACCUAUACCGGGAAUCAAGUAAAAAGCAAUAAAUACAAAAUAUCUGACAACAUAUAAUUAUUUCAAACCCAAUAUCGAAUCCGAACUUUCAAUAUUGACAACUUAUUCUUUUUCUUCCAAGAACCGGAACUGGUUAAAGUCAUUUAAUAUAAACUAUAUUUUAUAUCACCGCGUCGGUUUGGCCAACUCGGUUAUCCGUUGAUUGUCCUUUGAUAUUUUCUCGAUAUUGGGGCGGCCCAUAGUCAAAUGUUUAAAUGUACAUUUAUUUCACUUAUGAGUCUCGAGUAUGUAUAGCAUUCAAAUAUGUUCUUCCGUGCAUUCGAUAAUUAAGUGUGAAUGAGUUUCAAAACUAAACUUCUUUAUUAAUCCUUAUUACACCAUUCAACUCAUAAAGUAGAAGAUGAAGUUAUUAAUGUGUUAGGAUCUUACAGAGAUAAUUCUAAAAAACUGCUAUUAUUUUUAAUCAUAAUUUAUUUUUUAAUUCAAUUGAUGUUAGGCACCAAUUUACAUUUAUUACAUUUUUUUCUUUAUUUGAUGUGUAAAAAAUAAAAAUAAAAGUAUGAAAACAUUGUUGAUUAUACUUUUGAUGUUUAUAAUAAGAACUAAUUAAUUUUAAAGUAAUAAAUUAUUUUAUUGCGAUGUACUAAAACGCAAUUAAAUUUUUUUAAAAUCUGUUUGGGUCUUAGGGCCCAAUCACUAGCGUGGCCGACACUUAAUGUAAUGUAAGCAUAAGAGUUGCCUAAAAAUUUCACAAUAAUAAAGAAAAAUUUCAUCAGCUUCAUAAAAAGGUAAACAUAUCAAAACAAAUGUGACUUACCCCCUCCAAAAAAUUGAAUUAUUUAUAUUACCUAUGAUUAAGAUAACCAAUAUCAAUACUCAAUGCUAAUAUAUUUAAAUGAUUAUAAUAUAUAGGUCGAUAUUAUUAUAAUACGUUACAUAACAACAAUAUUGUGUGCGCGCACCAGCGUGAUUGGCUCGACAAUAAUAUUAUUAUACUAAUUCAUAACAAUUAAUAAAAGUUUGUUGAAUUUGUAAACAGUCGCGUAAACAGCAGAUUAUGGUAGGUAUUAUAUUCGUCGCGUAUAACAAUACCAGUUAUUAUUAUUAAUAUUUGCCUCAUGAGAUUCAUUAUAUAACACGAUAAAUAGUUAUAAUAAUAAUAAUAAUAAUAAUUCAACGAUCGUGCGGUACAUCAUCAUCGCGUUACAUGACGUGCCGCCCCGCCCGCCCUCGCCGCUGAAGACUCUCGUCACUGUCUGCUAGCCGCGGUGGUGCGACGACGUCACGGCGAUGACGGCGUUCGGUAACGCCGCCGCCGCCGCCGCCGACGACGACGACGGCCGAUUACUACAAAUCUCGUACGUCACCGUGUUGGACGGCGGCGCGUUCGGCACCGUUUACCGGGCAGUGUUGUCGGGAGGCGGCGGGACGGCGCGAACGGUGGCCGUCAAGCGCAUUCGGUCGCCGGGCGGCGGCCGUCACGAACUGGACGCGCACAGACGGCUCCGGCACCCGAACGUCGUCAGAUUGCUGUUCCACUUUUAUUCCGGAUGGAACGGCGCCGACGAAGACGGUAGCGCCGGUCGGCUGAACUUGGUAAUGGAAUUGGCGCCGACCAACUUGAACCACGCGAUCCGGCGACUGGCCGCGGACGGCCGGACAGCGAGCGUGGGCCACUGCAAGCUGUACGCGUACCAGAUGUUCAGGGGCUUGGGGUACGUGCACGAGACGGCGGGGUUGUGCCACCGGGACGUGAAGCCCAACAACCUGUUGCUGUACCCGUCCACUGGCGUGCUCAAGCUGUGCGACUUCGGUAGCGCCAAGGACCUGUUGGACGGCCGGCCGAACACCCGGUACGCCUGUUCCCGCCGCUACCGGGCGCCCGAGCUGCUGUUCGACCAACCGCCCGACGCGCCCGAUUAUACCGCCGCGGUGGACGUGUGGAGCGCCGGUUGCGUGUACGCCGAACUCAUGGCGGGCGCUCCCCUGUUCCCGGGCACGAGCGUACCGCACCAGCGAGAGUUGGUCGCAAGCCCACCGGUGUUCCCGGGAUGGGCCCCGGCCGACGCUGUCCGGCUGGUGGCGGCCACACUCCGUUUCGACCCGGCCGCCAGGCCCACCGCGUUGGAAGCGUGCGACCACGAGUGCUUCGACGUGCUCAGGCGACCGGGCGGCCACCGCCUGCCGCCGCUGUUCGACGACUAUGACGACCACUACGGUGCCGAUGACAACGACAAUGACGACGACAAUGACAACGACAAUGACGACGACAAUGACAACGACAAUGACAACGACGAUGACUACGGAUACGCACGGGUCUGAGGAUAUCGCUGGGACGACAACGCGCGUGGAUUAUGGAUACGCCUGAUUUAUAUUAAAAAUAUUUUUAUCAUCACUUUAGUUUUGAAUAAUAUUUUAUUUUAUUUUUUCGUCAAUAACAAACGAAGUUUAAGUUCAACUUGCAGUGGCUGCAGGGCCCCUACUAAAAUUUACCAAGUUAAAUAACAUUUAAUAUGUGUCGCUGUAAUUUAUUUUUUCAACAAGUUUCUUUAAAAUAUCUUUAUAGUCUAGACAGACUUGGAUUAACAUUUUUUUGUUUUUUUUUUCAAGCAUUUAAACUGAAAAGAAAUUAUACUCUAAACAACAAAAACACAAAAUUCCUAGUUUGGCGGUGGCGGGUGACUGUCCCCGUCCAUUAUUUAAGAAAAUAUUAUAUAAUUAGUAAUUACUAUUAUAGUAUCAAAUAUCAUCAAUGGCUUAUCGUGCAGACACUGGGUGGCCCUAGAGCCUAUAGGAAUCGGAGGUCUACUUUAACACAACAAUUUAAUUAUAAAAUGUGACUCUAAAAAAGCUAAUUAAAAAAACUUAAAAUUACUGCUCAUACAUUUAAUUAAAACAGACUUGUGUACUUAAGAAGAUGGCCAAGUACAGCUCUGAAACAUUAGGUGUCGUGUAGGUCACGGUAAUGAAUUUAUUUUUUAUUGACAUUUAUAAAGAAAAAUUUAAAAUUAGUUGAAAAUUUUAAAUAUCUAUAAAUAGCUCAAAAUCAAGAAUCGAAAUAUUUUGAAAAUGUUACCAUUCACUGAAAAUGUGGCGAGAUUUCGUCAAAAGUUGUUUCGCAUAAAAAUUCCCAUUUUUUUCUGGAUUUUUGUUUUUGUUGUUCCCAAUGAUCAAGGGAAGUACUAGGAAUUUUCGACUUCGAUCUUCCCAAAGUAUCAACUAUAGAUCCAACAUCCUAUCAGUAGCCACCUUCAAAGUGUCGAAGUUCGAACAAUUUUUCUACCGCUUUUCGUGUGUACAGACACAAAGAAAAAUUAAAAAUUAAA